CACGGGCGGCUGGUUAUUGAGGGGCCACUGGGGACGCUCCGUUGCUGUGGCAGGGGAUCGGUGGACCCGGCGCUGCCUGAACAACCUAAAGAUGCAGCGUCCAUCACCCACUCCGCCCGGUGUCCGAACCGGCUUGCUCCAGAGAAGCAAACUCGGAGAGAAUCAAGACCAAGAAGAGGGGAAUUGAGCGACACUAAUCUGUUGAUCGCCAUCCUCGAGUCGUUGCAGAAUACUACCCAGCCUUCGACAUCUUGCAAUCGGACUGGUCGCAAAGCCACAACUGCGACCAUUUUUUUCAGAAUCAUCCCAACAUACGGAGUAUACCUUCUGCUAUCCUGUCCCAUCCCAUUCGGCGGGCGUGCUAUAGCCCUAGCCCUGACAAUGAAGCUUUCCGGGUGGAUCUCGGCCACAUUCUUCGCCUCUAUUGUGUUAUCGAUAGAGACGACGCCGGCUCCAUCAAUCGACACCGUGUCAUUUUAUCCUCCACGCAAUGCAGACGCGACCCGGCGGGCCUUUGAAGUGCUACAAUUGUUGAGGAAGCGGAGCGAUAACUGUCCUUCUGGCUAUGACCCUUGCUCGAACCUCGGCCACUCAAACAUUUGCUGUUCCGAUGGUACAACGUGCACUCGUGACGCCGCUGAGAACAUUGCUUGCUGUCCGACCGGAGCGAGCUGUACCGGCACACUCUCUGAGACUGGAGCCGUAGUUGGAGGUUCAACCAGCAGCUUCCGAUUUCCUCAAACGGCAACAGCAACUCAAACUACAGAUGGGACGAGUGUCACCCUCACGGGUACUACAAUUGCCGGAGCGUACCCUUUUGUCGACAUACCGACAACAUUUGCGAACGCCCGCGUUUGCUCUUCAUACUAUUCUUUGUGCCAGAGCGAAUAUACAGGCUGCCUUUCGGAGCUUGGAGGAGGCUACGCGGUGACCGUAGCUGCAGAAGGUGGAGGCGUCACCCGCGCCGGUGGAGGGGCUGCGGCAGCUAUAUCAACAUGCUCUAGUCUGAGCAUGGAUGCCUGCCACGGUCUCAGCAUAGGAUACUGCAGCAGCUACAACACCGACGUAUACGCGAACCGGGGAACGACCCCAAAGCGGAGCUCCAGCCUCGAGGAUAUCUUCUUCGGUAUGUUCAUCGGACUGGCCGGGAUGUUUCUGUAAAGCCACGGCGAAGUUCGAUUUUUAUGUGAAUAUGUAUGUAUGAGAUAUGGACAUACGCUUGCUGGUAUAUGACCUGGGC
Molecule: messenger RNA, 1240 nt
Organism: Aspergillus ibericus CBS 121593
Lineage: Eukaryota; Fungi; Ascomycota; Eurotiomycetes; Eurotiales; Aspergillaceae
Exons: 2
Coding region: 382-1161 (259 amino acids)
Source: RefSeq, a predicted model, not a curated record